UUUUAUCCUGCGUGUUUGAUUUUUUUUGUGUUUUUUAGUCGCAUGAACUCUGAAAUCUCGAUUCUCAACAAUUGCAUCUCUACGUCUCACUCCUACCUCUACCUCCUCCUCCUGCUACUCCUCCUCCUCCUCUUCACUUGCCAUGGAGACGUCGGAGGGAAUUCCUCGUUCGGCACCGGCCGUAGAUCCACGGAGCGGCUUCUGCAGCGAAACCAAGAUAUUCCACAGCCUCCGACGACCCGUCCCCCUUCCACCAGAUUCCGUCCCCUUGAAUGCCGCCUCCUUCUCCCUCUCCCUCCUUCCCUCCCCCCUUCCCGACCAACCCGCCUUAAUCGACGCCGCCACCGGAGCCUCCGUCUCCUACCCAGACCUCCUCUCUCGCAUCCGGAACCUCGCCUCCGCCCUCCGCUCUCGAGCCGGUCUUUCCAAGGGCCACGUCGCGUUCCUCAUCUCCCCUCCCGGGCUCGACAUCCCCGUCCUCUACCUGGCCCUCCUCUCCAUCGGCGCCAUAGUCUCCCCAGCCAACCCCCUCAGCACUCCUGCCGAGAUUGCCCACCAAAUUCGCCUUUCCAACCCCUCCGUCGCCUUUGCCACCGCUGCCACUGCGCCCAAGCUUCCGCCCCAUAUCCCUACUCUCCUCCUAGAAUCCCCGCGAUUCCGGUCCUUCUUCGACCCCAAUACGGCACCGCUGCCUCCGUUAGAGAUACUGCAAUCGGACACCGCGGCGAUCCUCUGUUCGUCGGGGACGAUGGGGAAGGUGAAGGGCGUAGCUCUAUCCCACCGCAACCUCGUCGCCCAGAUCGCAUCCAACCACGCCGCGGCGCAAGUGGCGAAGGAGAAGGAUGCGGGGCCGCCGGUGGCUCUCAUCACGGUCCCUCUCUUCCACGUGUUCGGAUACUCCGUGGUACUCCGCGAGGUGACGCUGGGGGAGACGGCCGUGCUGAUGGAGCGAUUCGACUUCAGCGCAAUUCUCGCGGCGGUGGAGCGGUACCGAGUGAACCUCAUGCCGGUGUCGCCGCCUCUGGUUCUGGCGAUGGCCAAGUCGCCCGCUGUGGUAGGCCGAGAUCUCUCCUCCCUGAAGCUUCUGGUAUGCGGUGGUGCCCCGCUUGUUCGGGAGGUAGCGGAGAGCUUUGCCGCCCGCUUCCCAAGCGUCAUCAUGGGCAAGGGGUAUGGUUUGACGGAGUCAUCCGGUGGGAUUGCGGGAACGGACGAUCCCAGGAAUGGUUCUACAGGGCGGAUCUCAGCGAGCACAGAGGCCAGGAUCGUGGACCCCGCCACUGGGGAGUCUCUGGGACCCGGUCAGAGAGGGGAGCUUUGGCUUCGUGGCCCCACAAUCAUGAAAGGUUAUGUUGGUGAUGCUGAGGCAACUGCCUCCACAUUGGACCCUGAAGGUUGGUUAAAGACCGGUGAUCUAUGUUAUUUUGACCAUGAAGGUUUCCUCUACGUUGUAUAUAGGUUAAACGAGUUAAUCAAAUAUAAAGCAUAUCAGGUUCCUCCCACUGAAUUGGAGCAAAUACUUCUUUCUCACCCAAAAAUUGUUGAUGCAGCUGUUGUUCCGUGGGCUGCCAUCAUUGGAACUCUUAAUCUAAUGGCAAGAUAGGCCUCUUGAAGAAGCUAGUUGGGGAAAUUAUGAUUUGCUCGUUGCACAAUUUUCAUCAUUUCACAUUGAGGACAAGACUUCUUUCAAAGGAGGGGAUAUUGAUACGAUCUCCAUGCCACAUCAUCAACCUAUGCCACAUGAGAAGAAUAUCAUUUAUACAUGAUGGCCUCUUUUUCCUUCGGCUCAGGCUUCUCCUCUUCAGAAAGCUAGAUUUGCUUCCCAACUUGUGAGAUUUGAGGCCCUGAGAUAUAACACCAAUUAGAGCUAGGGUCAGCUUAUCGACACGGCCUCUUCGACGCUCAAGUCCGUUACCAAUUGAAUAAUACCAAUUGAAUAAGAAGACGAACUAGAAGAAAAAAGAUGCAGUAGAAAGUUCAAGGAAAGGAGUCACCUUCAUUUGUAGGAAUCAGAGAACCAAACCCCCUUGCACUUACCUCCUUCCACUCUUUAUAUUGCCCUCUGAAGGGAAUCUCCCCGUAGUUCAUUAGCUAUUUCCUUGAGGAAUGGUUAGAGGACUAGAUCUGACAAUCGUUACCUGCUUCUCCAUUCAUCGAUCAUCACGUAUAGUUAACUAGAAACUUCAGAACCUCUGAUGCUCGACAGAACUUAGUUAUGUUAUUUGGCAGAACUUGAUAAUAUUGCUAAGUAGAAUGUAAUAACAUUGCUCAGUGGAACUUGAUAAUAUUACUUGGUGAAACUUAUUUAU
Zingiber officinale is the source of this 2306-nucleotide messenger RNA. RefSeq names its product 4-coumarate--CoA ligase-like 5. The transcript is spliced from 5 exons. Gene Ontology annotation, molecular function: CoA-ligase activity. The record is from RefSeq and is a predicted model, not a curated record. Lineage: Eukaryota; Viridiplantae; Streptophyta; Magnoliopsida; Zingiberales; Zingiberaceae. Bases 143 to 1600 code for a protein of 485 amino acids.